AUAAUUUUUAACAUGGAGUAUUAUUGAUGUGGAAAAAUGGCAGCCACCCUGUCAUUUCGUUGGCUAGAUAUAUUGGAAAAGGAAUUUGACAAAGCUUUCGUAGAUUUAGAUUUACUCUUAGGGGAGAUCGAUCCAGACCAAUGCGAGCUCACAUAUGAUGGGAGACAGAAGAUGACUGCGCUCAGUGCUGCGUUUGCACAAUUAUGCCACAAAUCCCAGACAGUGUUCCAGUCCAACGCUAAAAUAGAGGCACAGUUAGUGGACAUGAGAGCAGACUUGGUAGAAAUGAGAUCAGCUAAAGAACAUGUAGAGAGAGAACUCCACAAUGUUCUGCUUCAACUACAUUCCACCCAGCUUCAGAUUCAGUCCCAGAAAGGAAUUGAAGUAGAUUCCACUACAAUCCAGAAAAAAGUGGAAGAAGAAAUGAAGGUUAAAACUGCAGGAGCCUCGACAAUGGAGCGAGUGGAGGCGGAGGUGAAAGAGCUACGUAGUGAGAAUGAGGAGCUGAGGCAGUAUAUCCUAGCUCUACAGGGAGAGGUGUAUGGGGCAAGGCUAGCUGCCAAAUACCUAGACAAAGAGUUAGCAGGAAGAAUACAACAGAUCCAGUUGUUGGGUCGUGACAUGCGAGGGGCUGAGCAUGACAAACUCUGGAAUCAGUUAGAAGCAGAAAUCCAUCUCCAUCGACACAAAACCGUUAUACGUGCAUGUCGGGGGCGGACUAACCGAAAGAAAAAACUGCAGAUGCCAGAAGGGCAUGACUUCCAGUCUCUCCGUAAACAACAUGGUCUGGGUGAGAAAAGAAAAGUGAUCAUCAGGAAAGGAGAAGAGGAGGGUCUAGGCCUGUCAAUCACAGGAGGGAAAGAACAUGGUGUUCCAAUUCUGAUCUCAGAAAUCCAUGAGGGUCAGCCAGCAGAUAAAUGUGAUGCACUAUAUGUAGGAGAUGCUAUCCUAUCUGUCAAUGGUAUAGACCUGCGGGAAUCCAAGCAUGCCGAGGCCGUCCACGUAUUGUCACAACAGCUGGGAGACAUAGAGCUGGAGGUGAUGUUUGUGGCACCUGAUGAAGACAGUGAUGAUGAACAGAGCCAGGUGGGGGAAGAUGAGAAUGGGUUCAGAUACAGAAUAUAUGAUGAAGAUGUUCUGAGCAGUAGUAGUGAGGCAGAAAUACGCAGACAUGUAGGUCAAAGGUCAGCUCUGCCCCCAAAUGUCAACGGAACAAUGUCAACGUCUGCUUCAGUUCCACAUAGUCCUUCAAGAUUUGAACAAUCUAAAGAGACUCAAGCUGCUAGUCCUGUAAAAGCUGAGGGUAGAGUAGCUGGUUCUCAGAGUGUUGAUGUGGGGGUCAUACAAGCUAAUGGUUUACAACAGACAAACUCUAUAGAUCAGAAUGCUAUGUUCAACAGUGAUUACACCUAGUCUAUAGUCAUAUUGCCUGAGUAGGGGAGUGAUGUGUAAUAUUGUUUUAUGUGUAUCAUUCAUUUUAAAUGCUUUUUCUCGAAAUGAUUUUUUAAAAUACCUGUUGAAAAUUGACUGGCAUAACUCAAUAAUUAUUUCAUUUUUCAUAU
Saccostrea echinata is the source of this 1562-nucleotide messenger RNA. Its product is annotated as Golgi-associated PDZ and coiled-coil motif-containing protein-like. The record is from RefSeq and is a predicted model, not a curated record. Bases 37 to 1413 code for a protein of 458 amino acids. Gene Ontology annotation, biological process: negative regulation of protein localization to cell surface. NCBI's taxonomy places the organism in Eukaryota, Metazoa, Mollusca, Bivalvia, Ostreida, Ostreidae. Gene Ontology annotation, molecular function: transmembrane transporter binding. The transcript is spliced from 9 exons. Gene Ontology annotation, cellular component: membrane; Golgi apparatus; trans-Golgi network transport vesicle.